GGGGGUUGGACUAGAAGACCUCCAAGGUCCCUUCCAACUUUAUUAUUAUUAUUAUUAGGAGGAGUAGUAGUAGUAUAUUAGUAUUAUUAGUAUUACAUGUUCGGGGGUCUGUGAUUGCUUUUUGCAACCUUUUGACAAGCAAAGUCAAGUGGGGAGCUGGAUUCACUUAGCAAACAUGUUACUAACUUAACAACUACAGUGAUCCACUUUCACAACUGUGUCAAGAAAGGUUGUAAAAUGGGGCAAAAUUCACUUAACAACUGUCUCUCUUAGCAACAGUAAUUUGGGUCCCAGUUGUGGUCUUAAAUUGAGAACUACCUGGAGACCAAGGACGAGACUUUUGAGUUAGCUCUGGGCCUCUGUGAAAUUCCACGAGGCAAAUUCUUAGCAUGAAUAGAUUGCCUUUCCUGACUAAACCUAUAUGUAAUUUUGGAUCGAAGCAUUUCUGUGUGCAUGCAUGUAUAUAAAAGUGCCAUUUAUCAUACAUGUCAGCUUACCCUGGACUUCCCUUCAAGCGAGGGUCAGUGACGUGUGGGUCCAGCCAAUGAUGUGCCCCCCCCUUCUCUUUCAGAACAAAGUGGGCAAGUGCAUCUGUCUAGAAGCAAGAUUUUUUGUGUGUGUGUGGGCAGAACACACUUGGAAACAAAGAAUGUUUCCAUACUGGGCUUUAAUGCUUUCCCGUAGUUCUUUCCAGCAAGUGAGGCUGGGCUGGAAAGAGAACGGAUGCACUGCACGCAUGCUCCAGCAUCCGCAGCCCCCCCCCAUCUCUUUCUCAUCCCUGAUCUCCUCCCCUCUUCUCUCCUCCACCCCUGCUAGGAUUUGCCCAGAAGGAAAGGAACUAGCUCAUCUACUGAUGGGGAAAGGAGGGGAAAGGGAGGAGGCUGAUCUGUCACUGGGAAUCUCUCCAGCAUCCUCCCAGUAGCUGGCUUUAUCCAGGAGCAGCUGGGACUCUGGGUAUUUCAGCACCAGCAGCUCUGGACAGCUCCAGAUUCAUUGAACUGGUACUUUGAGCUACUGGCUGAAUCCACCCAGAGACCGACGUCAUCACACAAAAGAAAGAGGCGAAGCAUCCUUGUUGGGUGCCCCUUUGAUCUGCACUAGAUCCUGCUUUUCCCUGGAGCCCCACAGCGGGGUUUUCUCCUAAACCAUGGGCAGAAAGAUGCUUCUCAGCCUGUUAACGGUGUUGUCCUUGAUCGUAGGCCAAAUGUUUGGCUUCCCAAAGCCGGAAGGUGCAAGAGAAGAUAAAACAAUAUACAACAGAGAACUAAGUGUAGAGAGACCACUGGAAGAACAGAUUGCUGAAGCAGAGGCAGACAAGAUGAAGAAAUCACCCAGGACUGAUCUUCCAGAAAAUAAGCCAGAAUUCAGGAAUUAUUCAUUUGUGGAUGACUUGAACCUGCUGAGAUCUGUUGUGGAAAAAGGCAGAAAAGAAAAGGAAAUGGAAUCGGUCAGGAGUCCUCUGUAUAACCAACAGCUUGCUCUUGAUGAUGCAGAUUCCACCAAGAGACGCAGGCUGGUGGAUGAGUAUGACUCCACUAAAAGUGGUGUGGAUUAUAAAUACCAAGAUGACCCAGAUGGACUUCAUCAACUUGAUGGGACCCCAUUAACAGCUGAAGAUAUUGUCCAGAAGAUUGCCAUGAGAAUUUAUGAGGAAAAUGAUAGAGGCAUCUUUGACAAGAUAGUUUCCAAGCUUCUAAAUCUGGGCCUGAUCACCGAAAGCCAGGCCUACACCCUAGAGGAUGAAGUGGCUGAAGCACUGCAGCAGCUGAUUGCUAAUGAAGCCAAAGACCAGGAAAAGGCAUUCAGGGGUCUUGAGGAUCUCCCAAGCAAGAGUGACAGUCAGACCAAAGAGAAGCAGAAAGUAAAACCGGUGUUAAAAAGUACUGAUCCAGAUCAUACCUUGGAUAAUACAUGGGCACCCACCAACAUCUUAGAAAGAAGAAAUGAACUGCCCCCAGAGGAUCGCUUUGAGGACCUCCAAUACUUCCCUAAUUUCUAUGAACUAUUAAAAAGCCUUGACUCGGAGGAAGAAGUGAAAGAAAAGGAAACCUUGAUAACAAUCAUGAAAACUCUAAUAGAUUUUGUCAAGAUGAUGGUUAAAUAUGGAACCAUCACACCGGAAGAAGGCGUUUCGUACCUAGAAAAUCUAGAUGCCAUGAUAGCCCUACAGACAAGAAAGAAACUUGAAAAAUCCAGUUCCCAGAACAAGCUAUCAGCCAAGAGCACCGACGAAGCCGACAGCACAAAAACAGCCACGGCUGAAAUGGAAAAAGAAUACGAAGCCCUGAAAGAUUCCACAAAAGCCGAGGAGGAAAACGUAGGAAGCAACAAAGAACCUAAAGGAAAAGCAGAGGCGUAUUUGGAAGCCAUCCGAAAGAAUAUAGAGUGGCUGAAGAAGCAUAACCCACAGGGAAAGAAAGAUGAUUAUGACCUUUCUAAACUGCGGGAUUUCAUAGACCAACAAGCCGACGCUUACGUGGACAAGGGCAUCCUGGAUAAAGGAGAGGCUGAUGUGAUCAAACGUAUCUAUGGCAGCUUGUAAA
Molecule: messenger RNA, 2543 nt
Organism: Crotalus tigris (Tiger rattlesnake)
Lineage: Eukaryota; Metazoa; Chordata; Lepidosauria; Squamata; Viperidae
Gene: SCG3
Product: secretogranin III
Exons: 12
Coding region: 1148-2542 (464 amino acids)
Biological process (GO): protein localization to secretory granule
Cellular component (GO): secretory granule membrane
Source: RefSeq, a predicted model, not a curated record